Molecule: messenger RNA, 1212 nt
Organism: Amphibalanus amphitrite
Lineage: Eukaryota; Metazoa; Arthropoda; Thecostraca; Balanomorpha; Balanidae
Product: ferritin subunit-like
Exons: 5
Coding region: 452-1060 (202 amino acids)
Biological process (GO): iron ion transport; intracellular iron ion homeostasis
Cellular component (GO): cytoplasm
Molecular function (GO): ferrous iron binding; ferric iron binding
Source: RefSeq, a predicted model, not a curated record
CGGCGCGCCAUUGGUCCGUCUCCGAGGGCCGCUGUGUUUGCUCCCGGCCCGACGGUCAAGACGGUCAGGGGUCUGACCAGGACGGCCCGCUGUCAUCUCGAUACGGCUCGAAAUUGGAAUAGCAAGCUGCAAAAUUAGGUCAUAUAUCAAUGAAUUCAAAUUAAUGAAGUUGUUUUUAACUGAACUACAAGGCAGAUAUCCGUAAAAUAUCGUCGGCCGUGCUGUACGCGCCCCUAUUUGAUCUUUGGCUGGCGCUGACGCCAGCCACCGGAUGUGUCCCGAUUGGCUGCGGCCGGAGGGGGCGGCGGGUGCGGGGUGCUCCGACGGUCCGCCGGCCGCCGCCGCGCCACGAUAACACAGCUCAGAGAGCGUCCAGUGCGGCGACUCGAGCGCGGCGGCCAGCUAUUCUCGCGGGGACGUUCUGCGGCGACCCACCUCCCUCCAGCUCACCAUGAAGAGGCUGCUGAUUGUGCUGGCAUUGACGGCCGCGGCCCAGGCCACCCUGCAGGUCAACUACAACGACCCGCAGGACAAGUGUGAGGGUCAGCCCUGCGCCAAGAACUUCAACUACGACGAGGGCUGCGCCACGGCCAUCCGGAACCAGAUCAGCCGCGAGCUGGAGGCCUCCUUCACCUACCUGGCUGCCGGCGCCCACUUUGCGCAGGACAACGUGAACCGGCCGGGCGUGUCCAAGAUCUUCUUCGACCACGCCAAGGAGGAGCGCGAGCACGCCAUCAAGCUAGCCGACUACCUGUCGAUGCGCGGAGACCGCGACACCAGCUACCUGCAGGCCUCCUACGCCCCGCUGAAGUACAGCUGGACCAACGUCAUGGAGGGCCUGACGGACGCGCUCGCCAUCGAGAAGGCCGUCACGCGCCACGUGUCCGACAUGAUCAACGCCUGCGAGCGCGACUGGCACGCCGCCGACUGGCUGACGGCUGACAUGCUGGACGAACAGCACAAGGGCAGUCGCGAGUUCUCCGGACACAUCACCAAGCUGGCCAGGAUGGUCGCCUCGCAGCCGAACCUGGGCGAGUACCUCUUCGACAAGGAGCUUUAGGCGCGCUGCAUGCAGUGGGCGCCGGGCCGGGUUCGACCGCCAGCAGCGGGGGCCGGCCGCGCACGGCUGAAGGACGAAAUGGCGGGGCGUUGGAGAGUGUCUUUAUGCGACGAUACUGACGCAAUGUGAAAUAUACCGUCUGUGGUACCGAG